AUGGCCACCUGCCUGACUUCCUGCUGCCAGGCGCGCGACUACGACGGCCGAGUCUUCUACAUUGACCACAACACGCGCCAGACGUCUUGGAUCGACCCCCGCGACCGGAUAACAAAGCCAUUGACCUUUGCCGAUUGUGUUGGGGAUGAACUUCCUUUAGGAUGGGAAACUGUAUAUGAUAAACAAAUUGGAAUUUAUUACAUGGACCACAUAAAUAAGCUCACCCAGAUUGAGGAUCCCCGAGAGCAGUGGAGGCGGGAGCAGGAACGGAUGUUGAAGGAAUAUUUAAUUGUAGCCCAGGAGGCUCUCAAUGCCAAGAAAGAAAUAUACCAGAUUAAGCAGCAGCGGUUCGAGCUGGCCCAGGAGGAGUUCCAGCAGCUGCACAAGAUGUGUGAGGAUGACUGCCGCUCAUAUGCCAGCUCCUUCUCUGGAUAUUCAACAAAUACAAAGUAUGACCCUCACCAAAUUAAAGCAGAAAUCGCAGGUCGUCGGGAUAGGCUUUCCAGAUUAAAACGCGAGCUGGCUCAGAUGAAGCAAGAGCUGCAGCACAAGGAGAAGGGAGUGGAGACCCUGCAAGAGAUUGACCGUAAGAUGUCAAGUGCUCACACCAAUUAUAAGCUAGACGAGGCACAAGCUAUCAUGAAUGAACUCCGGACCAUCAAAAAAGCCAUUUGUACAGGGGAGAAGGAGAGGCGGGACCUGAUGCAGAGCCUGGCUAAGCUUACUGAUGGCUUCAAGAACUGCUGCUCUCUGGCAGAAGUGCUCCAAGAUGUCCCUCCCAAUCCGGGUGCACUUGGGGAUUCUUGUUUACCUCAACAGUUCUGUGAUGCUGGGUCUCAGACCGACAUCAUCGGAGAGUUUGUCUUUGAUGAGAAAACAAGACUUGUAGACCGAGUCCGACUUAACUGGCAGUAUGAAGAAGCCAGGAAGAGAGUCUCCAAUAUCCAGCAGCAGCUGGCCCAGCUGGAUAAUGAGUCCUGGCCGGGACUGGCUGAGGCCGACAAGGACCGGCUCCAGCUCCUCAAAGAGAAGGAAGCCUUGCUUCAGGAGCUCCAGCUCAUCCCUCAGCAGCGGAGGUCAGCAGAAGAAGUGACGCGGCUAGAGGAGGAGAUCCAGCGAGCCCGCGCCACAUCUGUGCAGGGCGCCACAGAAAGGAUUAUACUUCAGGAGAAAAAAAAUUCUCUACUUAAGCAGCUAGAAGAAGCUACCCGCUUAAAGUCCUAUCUCCAGUCCCAGCUGAAAAGCCUGUCUGCCAGCACCCUGACGGUCUCCUCGGGGAGCAGCCGGGGCUCGCUGGCCUCCAGCCGGGGCUCACUGGCUUCCAGCCGGGGCUCCUUGAGCUCCAUCAGCUUCACCGACAUCUAUGGCCUGCCGCAGUACGAGAAGACUGAUGUCGAUGGCAGCCAGCUUUUGCGCUUCGACCUAAUUCCCUUCGACUCCCUGGGGAGAGAUCCCCCCUGCUCUGAUUGCCCCGCCCCCACCAGCUUUAGCAAGCAGAGGCGGUCCCUGGACACUCCCCAGUCCCUGGCUUCUCUGUCUUCCCGCUCCUCCCUGUCCUCCCUGUCUCCCCCCAGCUCACCUCUGGACACGCCCUUCCACCCUACCUCGAGGGACUCUCCUUUGGCCCAGGUGGCCGAUGGCUUUGAGGUGCCAGGUCUGGGAGCGCUAGACAGAAUGAGGACCCAGGCCGCUGCUGUGGGGGAUGAAGAGCCGCAGGGAACAGCAGCCCUUCAGCCACAUCUGUUCCCCAGCGAUGGGGAAGGAUUGCGAGACCGAGGACCCCAACAAGCUGGGACUCCUGCGGGUGGAACAGUGACUCUUCGAGAAGACAGUGCCAGGAGGUUGGAGAGGAGAGCUCGCCGUGUCUCUGCCUGCCAGUCAGACUACUCACUAGCCAGUGACAGUGGAGUAUUUGAACCUUUAACCAAAAGGAGUGAAGAGGCCGAGGAAUCUGCGUCCAGCGAGGCCGGCCAUGGUGAAGAGCCCCAGAUCCGUGUAGGAUUUGUGCAUGAUAGCAACAGUGAGUGUCUCCUCGUGAAUGUGCUCCAACUGAAGAACUUUUCUGGAUUGGGUGUGAAAGAAAACUGCAAAAUACACAUCCGUGUCUACUUGCCGCCGCUCGACUCCAGCACGCCCAACACCUACUGCUCCAAGGCUCUUGAGUUUCAGGCCCUGUUGGUAUUUAAUGAAGUCUUCAGAAUCCCUGUGCAUUCAAGCUUAUCGACGUUGAAGUCUCUUCAAUUAUAUGUGUGCUCUGUGAAUCAUCAACUGCAGGAAGAGCUACUGGGUAUCGCACAGAUUAACCUGGCCAACUAUGAGAGUUCUGGCGAUAUGCAGCUACGCUGGUAUCCCGUCCAGGUCUUCACCAGCACUGGGCCCCAGAGGCCCCGGGAGAACGAGCGGGCAGAAGCGCCCAGAGCACGGGAGCCCACGCACUCCAACGUCGUGAAGACGGAUGCUGUCACCGUGCUACUGGCGAGAACCACGGCCCAGCUGCAGGCCGUGGAGAGGGAGCUGGAGGAGGAGCGGGUGAAGCUGGAAUGCACCAAGGAGGAGAUCCUCCAGGUGGAGCAGCGGGAAGGCCAAGUGGAAGCCAUGCCCGACAGGAGUUGGCAAGCUGACUCAGUCGAUAGUGGAUGCAGCAGCUGCACCCAGACUGGCCCUGUGUACCAAGAAUCAUGUGUGGGUGUCGAAUCCAUCCACGGACACCUCUUUGCUGGCCAGACAGACCCUUACCAACCUAAGCAACACCAGCCUCCACAUCCUAAGGUUGAUAAAGAAACCAAUACAGAAGAUCUCUUCCCUGAAGAACUUGCCAGUCUUCCAAAAGAGAGGGCUGGCCACAGGCCCCGCGGGUCUCCUUUUGUGCGCAGCAGCACGAUCGUCCGUUCACAGACCUUCUCGCCAGGAGCACGAAGCCAGUAUGUUUGCAGACUUUAUCGUAGUGACAGCGACAGUUCAACACUGCCACGGAAAUCACCCUUCGUCCGAAACACUCUGGAAAGACGAACCCUCCGCUAUAAGCAGUCCGGCAGCUCUUCCCUGGCUGAGCUCAUGGCCCGCACCUCCCUGGAUCUGGAGCUGGAUCUCCAGGCAUCAAGAACACGGCAGAGGCAGCUGCACGAGGAGAUCUGCACCCUUCGAGAACUGAGGCAGCGGUUAGAAGACGCCCAGCUCCGAGGCCAAACUGACCUACCCCACUGGGUACUUCGAGAUGAGCGAUUUCGGACCCUGCUGAAGGAAGCCGAGAGACAGACAAGACAGACCAAACUGGAGCACCAUCAGGAGCAGGCAGCUGAGAAGAUGCUGAAGAAAGCCUCCAAAGAGAUCUACCAGCUGCGAGGGCAAAACCACAAACAGCCCAUCCAAGUGCAGACUUUUAGGGAGAAGAUCGCCUUUUUCACAAGACCGAGGAUUAACAUACUUCCUCUGCCAGCCGACGACGUUUGAUGUAGUGCCUUGUACACAGGAAAUAUUUAUCUGCCUGUUUUAUUUCCAUGAAGUUCUUAUACUAGCUAAAUUUUUCUUUAAAGUGUUUGUGCAAAGCUAUUAAUAUACACAUUUUGUAAAAAACAAAAAAAACAAAACAAAAACACACACACACACAAACUGAUAUCUAUACCUAUCUAUUUUAUAAUAGUGACGGCAACAGGGCUUGGUUUUCCCUUGUUGUGAAAUUGACAUCUCUGAAGACACAUUAUUUUAUAAAAGAUCAAUUAUCAUGUUAAGAGUGUACAGUUUUUACGCUGUUUUAUUUGACUUAAAGGCUGGAAGACAGAAACGAAGUGAGUGCAGGCAAAUUCACUGUAUUGUAAUUUAUUUAUAGUACUUUUUUUUUCCUUGAAGGAAAAUCCGGACUUUAAGAUAUAUUUUAAGACUGAAACUUUGUUCUUCAGUAUGUGUCAUGCAGUAGAAUGGAGCUCGGGGGCUGGCUUGGUUUCUGACACCUGAAAUACCAGCGCAGUGUGUCCUUGGGGUCAUUUCGCCCAUGUGCGGUCAUCAUGUGUGUUGUAUGCUUUCACGCUCUGUGUGUUACGUUCCAAUACCAGCCGCUGUGUUGUAAUCGUGAUGCAAAUGCUGUGUAUGCAUUGCAGAGCUCAGCCUUAUAUUUGUGCUGGGCACUACUAACAGCUUCUUGUUUCUGUGUCGCCUUGUGCCUCUUUCUGAGCUUACCACGAGUUGAGAGCAGGUGCCAGAGGCUCAGCCCACCCAGGCUUUUCGCCUGCCUCUCUACGUGGGCUGUCUCGACAGUGCCCUUGUUCCUCAGACAAUGCCCAGCCUGCCUUGUGAGUCUGCGCCACCUCCUGGCAACAAACGUGCCAGGUGGCAGAGGAAAUCCUAUAUUACCGUGAAGGAAAGUGAAAAGAACUGGGAACGUGCAUUUUCAGUGAAAUCACUGAAGAAUAUAGCAGUUCAAACACAGACGUAAUAACCUUUGAAGAUGCUUGAUUUGUGAGUGACUAGCGUUAUACCAUGAGUCAUUUAUUGCAGGAGAGAGUUGAGUUUAAAUCUGAGUGUCUCCCUAUCCCCAUACUGGAAUCCACCCAAUAUUUCUCAAGCACUCUUAAAAUUAGCUCAUGAGGAAAAAAAAUGUGUGUAGUAAAAAUACACCUUUUUUUUUAAAAAAAGCCAAACUAUAGAACUCUUGGCUGAUCACAUUUUUAUUGUAUCUGAAUUGGACUCUCCCUUAGGAGGCUUGAUGGGAAAAUGAGGCGGAGCAUGUGAAUUGUAGAAGAAAACAACUCUCUCAUCCUAUAUCUUGCUUUCCCUCCAUUUGGAAAUGUAAUUUUUAAUCAGGGUCUCUCUCGUCGUGCUACUAUGUAACCUCCUCCCUUGUGUAACCAGCCUUCCUUUUUACAUUUAUUAAAAAUGAUUUUUAUAAAAACAUUUCAUUGACACACGACCUGUCACGGACAAUGGACUUUGUCAGUGGUGGUAAGACUGAAAACUUUAUCUUUUACAUGGUUGUCAUCUCUUGCUAUCUAUUCCUGACUUUAGUCUUGCCUUCUUUGUUGUUUGUUGAUAUACCCACCCACAACAGAGAUGGAGACAAACUCACAAAGCAUCAGUUCUUAGCCAAAUUGCCAGUCACGAGAUAGCAUUGCUGAGCAGUGAAGACAAUGGUAAGCGUUCUCUAUCCCUUUAAACAGACUUUAAGAAUGUAAGGAGCCCUGGUGACAUAUAGUGGAUUAUAAACUGGGCUGCUACCCGAAAGGUCAGCCGUGUGAAACCACCAGCUGCUCUGCAGGAGGAAGAUGAGGCUGUCUGCUCCCAUGCAGCGGUACUGUCUCAGAACCCACAGGGGUUCUACUCUCCCCUGUAGGGUGGCUCUGUGAGUCAGAAUUUGCUUUUUGGUUUUGAGAAGACUGUGCAGAGGACUCGUCAGUUCUGCCUCAAGCACACGGCUCACCCGAUGAGCUCUGGGUGACUUGCCUGUGGUCUUCCUCAUAGUGGCUGCCGCAUGUAGCUCUCCACAGAGGUUGAGGCAACUUUACUGUCAGCCUAUAUUAAGCAGCAGUAGGGGCCAAACUCAGCAUGCCAAGUAUUUUAAAAUAAAUUUCUGGUUUAUGCAGGCAUCUGUUUAUGGAGUGGUCCCCCUCACCCCCACCCAAGAUAUCUUUUUCCCCCCAUUUAAAAAAAAAUCUCACCUUUGCCUUACCAAAGGUGGGGAAAUGUAGCCCCAGCAUUUCAGUGUCUAUCCAUGGAGCUUGUGUGUUUGCCACCUUUCUGUGUUACCUCAGCACUGUAUGUGUUGGCUUUCGCAGCUAAACGGGGCCAUCACAAGGAAAGAGAAAACAAAUGAAGGAGGGAAGGGUGUUCGCCGUCUUUCCUGAAAAGGCAGACAGGCAAUGUGAGAGACUGGGCCAAGCAGACAAGGGGGCACAAAACACCCUAAUUCGCUUCUCAUGUGUGGCUUGAUUUUGCAACGUCUGAUUAGAAAUGUCCCACAUGUCAGAAAAAAUAACUUCUAAUGUUAAAUUUACAUAUAGGCUAUGCUUUCUAACGAGAAAACCCCUGCCGUGUUUUAGCAGGAAAUGACCAGAAUUCUGCCACUAAGGUGCUUUAAAAGUAGUGCUUAUGCUCCUUGCAGCUCAACGUUCUGCCAAACCAUAGGCCUAUCAGGUGAACCAUAACAUCCUGGGAGAUGAGAAGCGCCUUUGCCCAAGGCUCCCGUGCCGGAGGCGGGAAGGGGUGGGAACCACGCACUGAGGACGUGGGGAGAGUGCUGUUACAUUGGUGGGAACUGCAAUUACUUUCGUGAAUCAAAAUGUGUAUGAACGGUUGAUGGGAAACCAAUGUGCUCUGUAAACUUUCCCUCAAAUCAGAAUAAGAAAAAUGCUUUUAAAGUCUUCUACGUUGUAAAAGGGGCGUUGGUUUUCACUUUAUCUGAUCACUGAUUUGUCCAGAUUGCAUAAUAACCCCUAAAAUCAAGAAUUCUGUUGUGGGAAAAUUGUAUAAUCAGUAUUCAUCUCUUUGUCUUUGUCACUGUUCUUUAAUUACGUCAUUUGUAUUGUUUGAAAGUAUUUCUUCUAUGAAAUUAAACUAACCUGCCUUAAAAGCAAA
Molecule: messenger RNA, 6564 nt
Organism: Echinops telfairi (small Madagascar hedgehog)
Lineage: Eukaryota; Metazoa; Chordata; Mammalia; Afrosoricida; Tenrecidae
Gene: WWC3
Product: WWC family member 3
Exons: 24
Coding region: 1-3450 (1149 amino acids)
Biological process (GO): regulation of hippo signaling; regulation of DNA-templated transcription; cell migration
Cellular component (GO): cytoplasm
Molecular function (GO): molecular adaptor activity; kinase binding
Source: RefSeq, a predicted model, not a curated record